UGCACACCUGGGCUGGGCUCUUGGCCUCCUGGGAUUACUGGCCCUCCAGUGAUAGGGCUACCUUCUCUUACAGGGUCCUGUAGUCUUCAGGGCAGUAACUAGAGCAUGGAUCCCUCCUAAUUCUGCUCUGGCCCAAUGUUCCUCACAGUCAAGCUGCUCUUGGGACGGAAAUGUAGCCUGAAGGUGUCAGGCCAAGAAAGUGUGGCCAUGCUGAAGAAGCUGGUGUCUGAGCAGCUGCAGGUGCCAGAGGAGCAGCAGCAUCUGAUGUUCCGCGGCCAGCUCCUGGAUGAUAACAAGUGCCUCUCUGACUACUGCAUUGGGCCCAAUGCUUCCAUUAAUGUCAUUGUGCGACCCUUGGAUAAAGCAGCAGCAGACAAAGCCCUCCAGCCUCAGGAUCAAGCCCAGCCCCUGUGGCACCAGCUGGAUAGAGUCCUAGCCAAACACUUUGGGCCCCAGGAUGCCAAGGCAGUGCUGCAGCUACUGAGGCAGGAGCAUGAGGAACGUCUGCAGAGGGUGAGCCUGGAGGCCCUGGAACAGCUGGCGUGCCACCUCCUGGCAGAGCAGCAGUGUAUGGAGCUGGCUGGGGAGGAGGAGCUUCCGAGCUCCUGCAAAGGGGAGGAGGAAGAGAAGGAGGAGGAGAAGGCAAAGGAAGAGGAAAAGGAGGAAGAGAAGGCAGCUGAUUAGUAAACUGGCUAGUCCUACUCAUUCUCUUGCUAAAAUUCUCUGCCUCAUCC
Cavia porcellus (domestic guinea pig) is the source of this 734-nucleotide messenger RNA. RefSeq names its product ubiquitin like 4B (gene Ubl4b). Bases 136 to 684 code for a protein of 182 amino acids. Gene Ontology annotation, molecular function: protein binding. The record is from RefSeq and is a predicted model, not a curated record. NCBI's taxonomy places the organism in Eukaryota, Metazoa, Chordata, Mammalia, Rodentia, Caviidae. The transcript has a single exon.